Camelus dromedarius (Arabian camel) is the source of this 2724-nucleotide messenger RNA. RefSeq names its product ethanolamine-phosphate phospho-lyase (gene ETNPPL). NCBI's taxonomy places the organism in Eukaryota, Metazoa, Chordata, Mammalia, Artiodactyla, Camelidae. The coding region runs from base 146 to 1645 and encodes 499 amino acids. Gene Ontology annotation, molecular function: ethanolamine-phosphate phospho-lyase activity; pyridoxal phosphate binding; transaminase activity. The transcript is spliced from 13 exons. The record is from RefSeq and is a predicted model, not a curated record.
GAUGACCCUAGCUAUUUGAUGCAGCGGGUGACCUCCGACGCCCAGGGCGAGGGAACCCAACAAGGGAAAACUGGAGGAAAGGGCCGCCGCUGAGGCGCACGGACUGGAGAGGGGAGACCCCCGGAGCGCCCGGCACCCCGCCACCAUGUGCGAGCUGUACAGCAAGCAAGACACCCUGGCGCUGAGGAGGAAGCACAUCGGGCCGUCAUGCAAAGUUUUCUUUGCUGCGGAUCCCAUCAAAAUAGUGCGAGCCCAGCGGCAGUACAUGUUUGACGAGAAGGGUGAACAGUACUUGGAUUGCAUCAACAACGUCGCCCAUGUGGGACACUGCCACCCAGAAGUGGUCAAGGCUGCCCAGAGACAGAUGGAACUGCUCAACACAAAUUCUCGAUUCCUCCACGACAACGUUGUCGAGUAUGCCAAGCGCCUGUCAGCAACCCUGCCGGACAAACUCUCUGUUUGCUAUUUUACAAAUUCAGGUUCUGAAGCCAAUGACUUAGCCUUACGCCUGGCUCGGCAGUUCAGAGGCCACCAAGACGUGAUCACUCUUGACCAUGCUUACCAUGGUCACUUAUCAUCUUUAAUUGAGAUCAGUCCAUAUAAAUUUCGCAAGGGCAAAGACGUCAAGAAGGAAUUUGUGCAUGUGGCACCAGCGCCAGAUAUUUACAGAGGGAAAUACAGAGAAGACCAUGCAGACCCGGCCAGCGCUUAUGCAAGUGAAGUGAAGAAGAUUAUUGAUGAGGCUCAUAACAGUGGAAGGAAGAUUGCUGCCUUUAUUGCUGAAUCCAUGCAGAGUUGUGGCGGACAAAUAAUUCCUCCAGCAGGCUACUUCCAGAAAGUGGCAGAAUAUGUACACGGAGCAGGAGGUGUGUUUAUAGCGGAUGAAGUUCAGGUAGGCUUUGGCCGAGUUGGGAGACAUUUCUGGAGCUUCCAGAUGCUUGGUGAAGACUUUGUUCCAGACAUCGUCACAAUGGGAAAACCCAUGGGCAAUGGCCACCCAAUGGCAUGUGUGGUAACAACCAAAGAAAUCGCAGAAGCCUUCAGCAACUCUGGGAUGGAGUAUUUCAAUACGUAUGGAGGAAAUCCAGUAUCUUCUGCUGUUGGUUUGGCCGUCCUGGAUGUAAUUGAAAAUGAAGACCUUCAAGGAAACGCCACAAGAGUAGGGAAUUAUCUUACUGAGUUACUGAAUAAACAGAAGGCCAAGCACACUUUGAUAGGAGAUGUCAGGGGUGUUGGCCUUUUUAUCGGAAUUGACUUAGUGAAGGACCACCAGAAAAGGACCCCCGCCACAGCCGAAGCUCAACACAUCAUCUACAAGAUGAAAGAAAAGCGAGUGCUUCUCAGUGCUGACGGACCUUAUAGAAACGUGCUUAAAAUAAAACCACCUAUGUGCUUCACUGAAGAAGAUGCCAAGUUUAUGGUGGACCAUCUUGAUGGAAUUCUAACAGGUUUAGAAGAAGCCAUCAGAGAUAAAACUGAGAGUGUGAUCACUGAGAAUACUCCAUGCAGAACCAAGAUGUCUGACGAAGCACACUUGGAAUCGCUCAGCGAUGGCAUCCUGGACCCCAAAGAAAAUCCCAGCAGAAAGAGAAAUGGAUUGUGCACAGAUAAACAUUCUCUGCUCAGUAAGAGGCUCAAGACAUGAGAGGAUGCAAUGUGCAGAGACAUAAAUGAGCAGAGUUACAGAGAAUGAAUGGAAGGGUCCCUUCUGUUAAUAGCUCUCUUGAACCCUCUAAAGGAAGAAUUUGCAUUCCACUCAGAUGUGUAAAUAAAAAGGUGAACGAGUAAUAAGAAUAACCCAAAUGAUAAUCAAACCAUGUCAAGAUUAUUAGUUCAGCCUCUAGCCUAAUUCCUGAGCUGAGAUUCCUGAAAGUACUUUGUUUAUUCUACUAAAUUUCAGCGUCACAUUGAAUGUUGACUUAAUGUUGGCAGUUUUACUUCUCAUGUUUGAAUGUAAAAAGCAAAGUACAGUAGGUUCCUGAACUUGGAAGAGUUAGUGCCAUAAGAUAUGAAUUCUUUAAUGAUUUAAUUUAUACAUAUUUAUGGACUGUAAUAAAAUAGAAGGUGAUGUAAACCAAAAAAAUUUUACUAGAAAAGUGUUUUCUCUUGCAGAGAAUAUUAGGGUUGGAGUGGCAAAAUCAAAGCCAUUUGGGAAAAAUCACAUGCAGCAAAUAUGAAGAAGUGUGUGAAUAAUUUGGGCUUCUGUUGGGGAACGAGGUUACUCAUGGUCCUGCAGGGACUGGGGCUGGGGGUGGGGGGAGGGAACAGGAAUAUACCCAGAAACACUCAAACAUGCGGCUGGAGCAGCAGCAGGAGCCAAAGCACCGUUCAGUCAGGAGACCUGGGUUCUGGCUACUCAAGACGGUGUCGCCUUGCCAAGUCACUUACCAUCUUCCUCUUCUCAUCGAGUUGAUCGCCUGUGCACCCCGCUCACACACACACAGAUACACACAUUUCUAGCCAGAGAUUGGCAAAGGGAAGUGAGGAAGCCUGAACGGUACGAGCCUGUCAUUAAACGUGCUGGUUCCACGAAACAUCCACUUGGCGGAAGAAAGUGGAAGAAAUUUGACUUUCUUGACUUUCCAUUAUCUCUGUUGCUCUCCUAAUAGUUAUUAAACUUUGUGUUUUGGUUUUUGUUCUGUAAAAAAAAGAAAUAAUUUUGCUGUGGCUGUUUCAUUAUAGCUGAGAAAGAUGUUGGGAAGAAAAUUAAACGUAAAAAGCUGU